Haplochromis burtoni (Burton's mouthbrooder) is the source of this 2192-nucleotide messenger RNA. RefSeq names its product ethanolamine-phosphate cytidylyltransferase. The transcript has 13 exons. NCBI's taxonomy places the organism in Eukaryota, Metazoa, Chordata, Actinopteri, Cichliformes, Cichlidae. The record is from RefSeq and is a predicted model, not a curated record. Gene Ontology annotation, cellular component: cytoplasm. The coding region runs from base 211 to 1422 and encodes 403 amino acids. Gene Ontology annotation, biological process: phosphatidylethanolamine biosynthetic process. Gene Ontology annotation, molecular function: ethanolamine-phosphate cytidylyltransferase activity.
CGCAAAGGUCGUCGUGCGUCUCUGCGUCGCCGGUAGAGGAGGCAUUGGCGCAACGCACUACUGCUGCUGCCUCGCCGCUGCUGAUACAGACACCAGCUGUCCUGCUGAAACGGGACACGCACGAACCGACACGGUCCGGUAACCGCCUCAUUUGACGAGAGUCCGUCUCCCGCUCCGGGCUGCAAAUUCAGCACAGUCAGCACAUCCACAAUGAUCAAGAACGGGCAUCACCACAACCAUCACCAAGUGAACACAGCAGCCGGGAAAGACGCAGGCACGACCCCGGGCGCUACAGCUUGCAGUCCGGAGAAGAGAAGGCGAAGAAUCCGGGUGUGGUGCGAUGGCUGCUAUGACAUGGUACAUUACGGCCACUCCAACCAGCUGCGGCAGGCCAAGGCCAUGGGAGAUUACCUCAUUGUUGGAGUACACACAGACAGUGAGAUUUCAAAGCACAAGGGUCCCCCAGUCUUCACUCAGGAAGAAAGAUAUAAGAUGGUGCGGGCCAUAAAAUGGGUGGACGAGGUCGUGGAAGGAGCUCCUUAUGUCACCACCCUCGAGACCCUCGACAAGUACAACUGUGACUUCUGUGUGCACGGAGACGAUAUAACAUUAACUGUGGAUGGAAAAGAUACGUAUGAAGAGGUGAAGAAGUCAGGACGGUACAGGGAGUGCAAGCGAACCCAGGGAGUUUCAACAACAGACUUAGUUGGCAGGAUGCUGCUGAUGACCAAAGCCCACCACAGCAACAUUGACACUUCAGACUAUCAGGAGCACACAGAUAACUUUGGAAAAAAGGGCCAUAGUCCCUGGACAGGGGUGUCUCAAUUCCUUCAGACAUCUCAGAAAAUCAUCCAGUUUGCCUCAGGCCAGGAGCCUCAACCUGGAGAAACUAUAAUCUAUGUGGCAGGAGCCUUUGAUCUCUUCCACAUUGGCCAUGUGGACUUUCUGGAAGCCGUGCAUAAGCUUGCAGAAAAGCCUUACAUUAUAGUGGGGCUACACUUUGAUCAGGAGGUGAAUCGCUACAAAGGGAAAAACUACCCCAUCAUGAAUGUCCACGAGAGGACUCUCAGCGUCCUGGCUUGUCGAUAUGUGUCAGAAGUGGUGAUCGGUGCACCGUUUGCUGUCACAAAAGAUUUGCUGGAUCAUUUUAAGGUGGAUCUCGUUUGCCACGGAAAGACAGAAAUAUAUCCCGACAAAGAUGGAUCUGACCCUUAUGCUGAGCCCAGAAGAAAAGGGAUCCUGCGCACUGUUGACAGCGGGAACAGCCUCACUACGGACGCCAUCGUGCAAAGGAUAAUCAAAAACAGGUUGCUGUUUGAGGCGAGGAACCAGAAGAAAGAGGCCAAAGAGAUUGCAGUGAUCGAAGCCAUGAAAAGACUAGAGGAGGAAAAGACUAAAGAAAGAGCACAGGCUGUGCUGUAGGCACCUCCAGCUAACAGUGACAUAUUCAACUAAUAUAAACUCAUGUACAUUAUAAUCAACCCUUUUGUAAGUGCUAUGACACCCUCCACACCUGAUCCUGGCUAAUAUCAGUAGUCUUAACAGCAGCCCCUUCUUUGACGAGGGUGGCGUAACCUGCUGUGGGAUCAUCAGGUAUUAAUAUAGUGUGUUACGAGGGUUUGUUAACAUGUUCUGCAUAUGCAAUUAUAUGUUUGUGUCAGUCAACAAUCGCACAUGCAAAUGAUAAGAUAUAUUCAAAGUUUGGAGGAAGAUGUCACUAUAUAUUCAAAUGUCUAUUUUAUGUCAUUUUUAAUUCUCAAAAUACUUUUUUCCUAUUUAAAAAAAGGCAUUUUAUCUUAUUUCUUGGGCAUAUGCAGUGUGAGAUCUUGCACUGUCUUGCGAUGUGAUUUGAUUUGUCAUUUCAGCGGGACAGAUGCUGCUGUUUAGCCCAGCAGUAGGCUAGCCUCACAACUAAUCGAUUACACUGUGUGUGUCUGUGUGUAUUAUAAAGUGACCGCAGGCUCAUGGAGGACGCUGAAAAACACUAGAGAAUCAGGAGAUAAAUCUCAUUGCUUCUCUUUUCUGUACAUACCAGAUUCUGUUUCAGACAACACUGACUACUCCGGAAUUUAAAGAAACAUUUUUAAUUUAGUUUUUUGUUCCGUUUCUUUUUCUAAACUUAAAAAAUGCACAUAAUUGAGAUCUGAACUGAACACCUGGACUUUUGUGUGCAGUAGCUCUUUUUUUUUUAA